AUGGAGGCGUACUGCAAUGCAGUGCGUCGCCUCGAGGACAAGUUUGACGGGCUCGAGCUUAACCACAUCGCACGCAAGUACAAUGAGGAAGCAGACAAACUGGCCAAAAUCAUAUCUGGGCGGACCACUGUUCCCCCGAACGUCUUCGCCCGUGACCUCACCAAGCCAUCCAUUGACUUCAAGAAUCCUGCGGAAGCCAUCAGAGCAGCACCCGAACCCUCGGGGGUUGCGGCCGUUGAGCCAUCGGCCAAGGACCCAUCGACGAAGGGGCCCGAGGCCAUGGCCACAGACAUCGAAACCUCCUCAGUAGAUGAGGCUGAAGCAAUGGAGAUCGAUGAGAACCCACCUCCACGAGACUGGCGCACCCAAUACCUCGACUGGAUGAUCCGAGGGGUUCUACCCUCAGACCGCGCUCAGGCGCGGCGCAUUGCCAGGCGGGCCAAGUCUUUCAUCCUGAUCGACGACGAGCUGUACAAGCGCCGUCCCUCGGGCGUCCUACAACGAUGCAUCCCCGUCCCCGAGUGCAGGGAGCUGAUCCGAGACAUCCACAACGGCAUCUGCGGUCACCACGCCACGCCGUGCACCCUCGUGGGCAACGUGUUUCGACAAGGCUUCUACUGGCCCACCGCGGUCGCCGACACCACUGACGUCAUGCGGACCUGCGAGGGUUUCCAGUUCUACGCUCAGAAGAUGCACCUCCCGGCUCACGCUUUGCAGACAAUCCCCAACACAUGGUUGUUUGCCGUGUGGGGAUUGGACCUUGUUUUCUCGUAUACUUAG
Messenger RNA from Panicum virgatum (switchgrass), 780 nucleotides. RefSeq lists its product as uncharacterized. The transcript has 2 exons. Lineage: Eukaryota; Viridiplantae; Streptophyta; Magnoliopsida; Poales; Poaceae. The record is from RefSeq and is a predicted model, not a curated record. The coding region runs from base 1 to 780 and encodes 259 amino acids.